AUGAGAACGUUAAAUGCUAGGGCGUCCCCCUCAAGCGACGUAGAUGCGAAGAAUGCUAUACAUGCUAGGGCGUUCCCCACAAGCGACGCUAAAGACAAGAACCAACGUUCGCAUCCAAAAGUCUUUGACAAACUCAGACUCGCAUCGAGGAACCUCGGCACAAUGACGGGACGCAGCACAGAACUAAGCGAAAUUUUAAAAGCAAGACAAAUAAACGCCUGCUGCGUCCAAGAAACAAAAUGGAAAGGGUCAAAAUCCAGGGAUAUCGGAAAUGGCUACCAGCUUGUAUACCAUGGUAUAGAUACCAAAAGAAACGGAGUAGGUAUCGUAUUGGAUGAAAACCUGAAAACGAGAAUAAUCAACGUGGAUAGAAAGAAUGACAGACUCAUUAGCAUAAAACUAGCAAUGGAUGGUCAACCGCCUUUGAACUUAAUCUCUGCGUAUGCACCACAAGCGGGAUGUUCUGAACAAGAAAAGCAAGAUUUCUGGGAGGACUUUGACGAAAUUAAGCAAAACAUUCCUUUAACAGAACAUGCCCACAUAGGAGGAGACCUGAAUGGACAUGUAGGAGAAAAGAAUGACCUUUAUAGCGACAUCCGUGGAGGCUAUGGAUUGGAGAAACAUCGUUCAAACAAAGAAAAUCUGUAUCUCUGA
This is a messenger RNA of Nymphalis io (European peacock), 654 nucleotides long. Its product is annotated as craniofacial development protein 2-like. Lineage: Eukaryota; Metazoa; Arthropoda; Insecta; Lepidoptera; Nymphalidae. The record is from RefSeq and is a predicted model, not a curated record. Gene Ontology annotation, cellular component: nucleus. The transcript has a single exon. Gene Ontology annotation, biological process: chromatin remodeling. The coding region runs from base 1 to 654 and encodes 217 amino acids.